GGCACAAAUUAGAAGUCCGGGAGCAUCAGGCUGGGGCUGCGGCGGCACAGAGGGACCUUCCCAGGAGAGAGACAUUGUCUGAGGGGUCGCGGGCGGGAGCUGCUCUACUGAUCAAACACUGGAUGUGCCCAAUAUGAGAGUCUCACUGGCCAACUUGUGGCUUGCGCUCCUCUUAACCCUUGUGGUGCCUGAGUCAGUGAGAGGCUGUACCUGUGCCCCAGCUCACCCCCAGGAACACAUCUGCCAUGCGGCAAUCGUGAUUCGGGCAAAGAUUUCGAGUGAAAAGGUGAUUGUGGCUCCGAGUGCUGAGCCCUUCAACUCCAUCAAACUGAUCCAGUAUGAGAUUAAAGUGAUUAAGAUGUUCAAGGGCUUUGAGAAGAUAAAGGACAUUCAAUACGUUUAUACCCCCCUGGACUCCUCCCUCUGCGGCAUCAAACUUGAAGCCAACAACAAGAAACAAUAUCUCCUAACUGGCCAAAUGUCUGCGGAUAACAAGGUUUAUAUUCAGCUCUGCAACUUGAUUGAGCCGUGGGACGACCUGUCCUUCUCCCAUAAGAAGAGUCUCAACCACAGAUUUCAGAUGGGCUGCGAAUGUAAAAUCACAACCUGCUACACGGUGCCGUGUUCCCUCCAGGCAGCAAACGAGUGUCUGUGGACAGACUGGCUGAUAGAGAGGAGGCUGUACGGACAACAAGCGAGGAAUUGCGCCUGUAUUAUGCGCAGCGACGGCUCCUGCACUUGGUACCGGGGGGGCCCUCCCAUCGACAAGGAACUCAUUGAUAUCAGUGAACCGUAGUCACCCCCCCCGCUGAUCCAAUGGCUCCUUCCAUGUUCUCUACCAAAAUCUUCCCCCUGGGAACUGAGAUCCAUAGGGAAUUGUUAGAUAGAGACUUAUUGGAUUCUGAUCCACUCGCAAUGUGGGUCCCGUGGGGCGAAUAAGGGUUUUGGGGGUGUAGGUUAUUCAAAAUCCAACUGCCGGCUGCUUUCACUCCAGUUACAAAGACAUUUCUCAUCAUAUUCCAGUGAAAUGUAGAGCGUUCCUUCCGGCUGUUACUCUCUGCUCUUCCUAGUUCAUUAGAUUAAAGGGUUGUUCUCCUUUAAAUUAACUCUUAGUAUGAUAUCGAGAGGGAUAUUCUGAAACAAUUUGCAAUUGGUUUUCAUUUUGUAUUAUUUGUGGUUUUUCAGUUAUUUAGCAUUUUAUGCAG
This is a messenger RNA of Xenopus laevis (African clawed frog), 1205 nucleotides long. RefSeq names its product metalloproteinase inhibitor 4 (gene timp4.L). The coding region runs from base 134 to 796 and encodes 220 amino acids. The record is from RefSeq and is a predicted model, not a curated record. The transcript has 5 exons. Lineage: Eukaryota; Metazoa; Chordata; Amphibia; Anura; Pipidae.